AUGGUAGGCAAGAUUUGUGUAUUUUCAGGCUGUAAUGUGGAGAACGCCUCCUACGGUCUGACAGUGUGUGCCGAGCGGACGGCCAUCCAGAGGGCUGUGGUGGAAGGACACAGACAGUUCACUGCCAUCGCUGUCACAUGUGAUAUCAAAGACAGUUUCGUUGGGCCGUGUGGAGCAUGUCGACAGGUUCUUAUGGAGUUUGGAGCAGACUGGACUGUAUACUUGACCAAGCCGGAUGGAUCUUACAAAGAAACCAGCCUCAGUGAACUGUUGCCUCUAGCCUUUUCCCCAGCCCAUCUCGCAAAGAACUAAUGAAACCUCAACAGCAUCUUUAGACAUCACUGUUUAGUACUUUAAUACUUUAUAGCUGCAUUGUCUCUUUGUUCUGGUAACACUGCAAAUUAGGAAAACAAUAAACCAUAUUCUUCCUGUAAACAUGUGUCAUUAUUAUUAUGACCGCAUCUAGAGGGGUGAGACUUUUUUUGAAUUGGUAAUGUGAGAUAAAGUGCAUAUUUUGAGUGAUAUAAUUACUUUUGUGCAUAGA
Molecule: messenger RNA, 544 nt
Organism: Morone saxatilis (striped sea-bass)
Lineage: Eukaryota; Metazoa; Chordata; Actinopteri; Moronidae
Product: zgc:103586
Exons: 4
Coding region: 1-312 (103 amino acids)
Cellular component (GO): cytosol
Molecular function (GO): zinc ion binding; cytidine deaminase activity
Source: RefSeq, a predicted model, not a curated record